AUGACAUCGUUGGCAGUUACGGCCGUAGCAGUGGCCCUACCACAAAGCCAGACAACAGCAGUUGGUGGAGCAACUGUGGCAUUUGUAGAGAGUUUCCAAUUCAAUGCUUUCGAUACGACACGUACAACAUUUGCCUCGUCCUCGUUGCCGUCGUCGUCGUCGUCAUCAUCAUUUGAAGGAGCCGGUGGUACACAAAUGUCUUCAUUACCAUCAUUCUCCACAUCCUUGGCCACUUCAUUACAGCCUUCAGCCUUUUCGCCGUCAUUGUCGUCGUCGUCAUCGUCAUCUCAAACGGCAGCAGCAGCAGCAUAUCCUACAUUAAUAUCAACAACAUCAUCCGGUUUUCAUAACACGAAGACGUCCAGAAUUAUGAGCAAUCUCAAAAACAGCAUUAGCAGUAGCACACACCCCCUCAGUCCCACAAUAACAACGCCCACAGUCCAUUUGUUGCCGCACACAACCCAACACCACCGGACCACUGGAUAUGGCAUGCAUUCAAAAUUCACUGGCAGCACUCGCCAGACCAGCCCCACUGCCAUGGGACUCAGUUCCAGUGCAUUGCCAUCGUUCAAAAAUUUUAUGAGGAGCACAAAAACUCACAGUGGCAGCAGCACUGCCGGCAGUUACACCAGUACGACAAACAGUGCAAAGCACCAGCAGCAUCUACAACAACAGCAGCAACAAUUUCCACUUGAUUCUACAUUUUCUAAAAAUCAUUGGACAAAUUCAGAUGCUGCUCUCACUGGCGGAGGAGGUGGGGAUGUGGGUAGUGAGAUGGCUGGCGAUAGUGUGGCUGUUGCAGGCGAAGGCUAUAGAGCCAGUGGUGUCGCCAUUAGCCAUAUUCCCACCAGCAUGGGAAGUCCUGCUGUGGCGGCGUCAUCUUCGUCCAGCAUUAGUGGCAAUUUUAGACUAGGCUCUUCGUCAAAGUCGUCACUGGUGUCGGAAACAGAGCGACCACGCAUUUUUCGCAACCGCCAUCAUCACGAACAGCACUGGGGGCCAUUCUUCGAAGAGCCACUCAACUCGACGACCUCGGGUGACAAUAGCAUAACAACAGCCCAUCUCUAUACGGAAGCAGUGCUGAAUUGUCGGGUCGGAAUGCUAAGAGACAAAACGGUCAUGUGGGUGAGACGGACAUCGGAAAAAGUAUCCCUGUUGACUGUGGGCAACGUCACCUACAGCAGUGACCCCAGGAUACGUGUGAAAUUUCAAUAUCCCAACAAUUGGCGUUUGCUGAUCAAUCCCACCCAGUGGGACGAUGCGGGCAUCUACAUGUGUCAAGUCUCUACACAUCCACCGCGGGUUUUUACAACAAAUUUAACAGUUAUAGAACCUCCUUUGCGUCUAAUUGACGACCAGGAACGAGAUGUUGGUGAUCGAUAUUAUAAGACAGGCAGUACCAUAGAUUUACAGUGUCAAGUAUCCCGUAGCUUUUUAUAUAAAGAAAAACAAAACAUUUUAAAAUCCCUAAAGCCUUUAAACGGUCCCAGCAGUGGUGUCGGAAGCAGCAGCAGCAGCAGUGGUGUUGGUGUUGGUGUUAGUCCCACUGCCAGUGGAAGUAGCAACAAUUUCCACAACAGCAACACGAGUAGCAACACCAAUCAAACUAAAAUCGCACUGUUGGAAAACGAAUUCAGCAAUUUGGUGUUUUGGUCAAAGGACGACGAGGACCUGCCGCCCGCAGCCUUGAAACGUUUAAGUUCAAACGAUAAAUGGCUAACGAGCAGAGUUACCAUUACGGAUGCCAAGCUCUCCGACAGUGGCAAUUAUUCAUGUUCGAUUGGCAGACUCUUCACAGCCAUUGUCCAGGUGCAGGUGUUGACAGGUGAAUUACCGGCAGCUGUGCAACACAAUUCCGCCACGGCACUUGCUCGAUGGAGGAGUACACAAAGCCUACGUGUUCUCGGAGGACUAAUGCAUCUGUGGUGGCUGUUCCGAUACUCAAGGCGGCAUCGGCAGUGGUGGUGGUGCUGGUGCUGGUGUUCAUUGCUGAUACAUUUCGUCGUUGGCCCUGUCCCCUUCGUCGGCUUGAGCUUUGUGAUGAACGUUGUGAAUUGAAGCGUCAUGCCGUCAAGCGAGCGAGUGAAUGAGUGAGUGAGUGGUGUUAUUAACUUAAUUAAAGUUAAUCAAAAGCAAGCGAACGAAAGAAAGACGGAAAGAACAGCAGCAACAUCAAACAACAGCAACUACAACAAUAACAAUACACGUCUUCAUCGCUGACAACCAACCAUCAGUGUAGGCAAACAAUAAUUACAGGAACAACAACGGCUGACGCUGCCGCACAAUAACGGAAUUUGAAAAACAUUUUUUUGAAGACUCAGACAGCACAGAUACCUCAUGGCCAGGAGGUGGCUGUGAAUGUGGAAUUAAUCAAAUGCCAGUGGAAAUAGCUGGUAUUGUCUGGAACUUGAUUAGCAUAGACACAAAAUUGUAAAGAAUUUUACAGCAACUGCAGCAGUAGCAGCAGCAACAACAACAAUAUGGAUAAACCCAACAACAACAAAAGAAUACAAAAUUGUACAUUAAAUUAAAUUUUAGUUAAAAUCGAAUAAAAAUUUAAAAGUAAAGUAA
Musca domestica (house fly) is the source of this 2571-nucleotide messenger RNA. Its product is annotated as mucin-3A-like. The coding region runs from base 1 to 2058 and encodes 685 amino acids. The transcript is spliced from 9 exons. Gene Ontology annotation, biological process: synapse organization. The record is from RefSeq and is a predicted model, not a curated record. Lineage: Eukaryota; Metazoa; Arthropoda; Insecta; Diptera; Muscidae. Gene Ontology annotation, cellular component: neuron projection membrane.